AGCCUGGGGCGGGACGCGGGCUAGGAAGGAGCUCGGUGCGCUGGCUGCCGGAGGGUGAUGGCCCUGCAGGGCAGCGGGUUCCGACUUUACCCGCCGUCAGCGGCGAGAAAGUGGCCCAGAGACCGCGGUCUGGGAGAGCGCUGAGCACCCAUCCAGAGCACGCUCGCUCUUUACUCAUUCCGCUCCCACGGACUGAGGAAGACCACGAUUCGCUCUCGCUUUCGCUCCCCCAGAUCAUGAGCUCAGUUCCCGGGACUGCGCGCCGAAAAAGAAGUUCGCCCAACUUGGACUUUAUGACCUUUCCAAGCUGUGCGCCCUGCUGCCCGGACCUAGUCUGAACCGCGCUGCUGCCAGGCAGACCUCCGCGCUGGCGGGCUCCCUCUGCGUGCUGCUGUUUCUUUUUCCUUUCUCUUACGCCCGCCGGCCUCUGAGACCUGGAAGAAGGGGGCAGCUUCCUGCACCCCUCCGGAGCCGUCAGGAAGAUGGGGAGCAAGGCCCUGCCAGCGCCCAUCCCGCUUCACCCAUCGCUGCAGCUCACCAAUUACUCCUUCCUGCAGGCAGUGAACACCUUCCCCGCCGCGGUGGAUCACCUUCAGGGCCUGUAUGGGCUCAGCGCUGUGCAGACUAUGCACAUGAACCACUGGACGCUGGGGUACCCCAACAUGCACGAGAUCACGCGCUCCACCAUCACGGAUAUGGCCGCUGUGCAGGGCCUCAUGGACGCUCGCUUCCCCUUCCCCGCACUGCCCUUCGCCACUCACCUGUUCCACCCUAAGCAGGGAGCCAUUGCCCACGUCCUUCCGGCCCUACACAAAGACCGGCCCCGUUUUGACUUUGCCAACUUGGCGGUGGCGGCCACACAAGAAGAUCCCCCUAAAAUGGGAGACCUGAGCAAGCUGAGCCCCGGGCUGGGCAGCCCCAUCUCGGGCCUCAGUAAACUGACUCCGGACAGAAAACCCUCCCGAGGGAGAUUGCCCUCCAAAACGAAAAAGGAGUUUAUCUGCAAGUUUUGCGGCAGACACUUUACCAAAUCCUACAAUUUGCUCAUUCACGAGAGGACCCACACGGACGAGAGGCCGUACACGUGUGACAUCUGCCACAAGGCAUUUCGAAGGCAAGAUCACCUUCGGGAUCACAGGUAUAUCCAUUCCAAAGAAAAGCCCUUCAAAUGUCAGGAGUGUGGGAAAGGAUUUUGCCAGUCUAGAACUCUCGCAGUUCACAAAACUUUACAUAUGCAGGAAUCUCCACACAAAUGCCCCACAUGUGGAAGAACCUUUAAUCAGAGAAGUAAUCUGAAAACUCACCUUCUCACCCAUACAGACAUCAAGCCCCACAGCUGCGAGCGGUGCGGCAAAGUGUUCAGGCGAAACUGUGAUCUGCGGCGGCACAGCCUGACUCACACCCCGCGGCAGAACUUCUAGCGAAGCCCAGGAUCCGUCCUGUGCGGCCGCGGCUCCCUCCCCCAGAUCCUUCUCCUCCCACCCGAGGGGCCCACCCCACCCCCACCCCCACUGACCCCAGCUCUUCCCAGGCUGUUGCCGCACCUGCAGCUCCAGCGCCUUAACUGUUCUUCCGGAGGACUGAGAACUCUCUAGAAAGUCACCCCCCUUGCAACCAGCAUAUAAUAGAUCCUUGUAGAUAUUCACGGCUCAUUUUAGAGCUCUGUACAUAAUGUCGUGGGUCUUCGUCCUGUUUUUGUUUGUUUUUGUAUCUUGUUGGAUGCACCUAGACAUGGAAAAUGGAAACCAAAUUUAUCUUUAAAGACUGUAUUUUCAAAAUAAAACUUUUCUUGUUUCAAUGC
Molecule: messenger RNA, 1801 nt
Organism: Myodes glareolus (Bank vole)
Lineage: Eukaryota; Metazoa; Chordata; Mammalia; Rodentia; Cricetidae
Gene: Osr2
Product: odd-skipped related transciption factor 2
Biological process (GO): embryo development; regulation of transcription by RNA polymerase II; urogenital system development
Cellular component (GO): nucleus
Molecular function (GO): DNA-binding transcription factor activity, RNA polymerase II-specific; RNA polymerase II transcription regulatory region sequence-specific DNA binding
Source: RefSeq, a predicted model, not a curated record